Molecule: messenger RNA, 1644 nt
Organism: Penicillium antarcticum
Lineage: Eukaryota; Fungi; Ascomycota; Eurotiomycetes; Eurotiales; Aspergillaceae
Product: aldo/keto reductase
Exons: 6
Coding region: 1-1644 (547 amino acids)
Source: RefSeq, a predicted model, not a curated record
AUGGCGCCCUCAAAGCCCAAGGCGGGCCAUGUGAACAUGAUGGCUGAUACUAAUAUUGCCAAUCUGCCGAUUGAAGGACUACGGGCGGUCCUGCGUGGUAUUCUAGCCAAUAGGCCUGAUUGUACGCCUAUUUUUGAAGAACAGACAAGACACUAUUUGGACGAGACGGCUUCCAAGUUCACCAAUAUUGUUGUGGUCGAGCAGACAGCCGACGGUACAUUCCAAACGACACCUUCGUUCCAGCAACUACGAAAGCGCAUUUGUUGUAUGGUGGGAUGUGGUCUAUGCUACCAGGCCAUUCCCCUGCUCCAAAGCAUCGUCGAGCAAGUGUCCCAGAUCAAGCUUGGCUCCGAGCAGUCCGCUAUCGUGGAUAAGAUUGCUGGUGUAGAUGGUGAUAUCAUUCAAGCCAUCACGGCCGUUCAGAAGACUCUCUUUGUUGAGACUGGAUCUCGAGAACUAUCUGAAACCGAACGGCAACCUUUGGAGGCUUUGCUCAAGGCCCUUAUGACAAGCAAAUCUGUUUGGGAAGCCAACGAUUGGCCGCCGUUUGUGUUGGAGAGAGGCCUCGAAGCAACUAUAGAUCUCGUCAACCCUUCUUUGGCAUCUGUUCCGGUAGCAAGCGCCGAACUACUAUCCGAGAAGCCUCCCGGUGUCAUCUCAGAAACCUUUGAAAUGGCCGGUAUUCAGCUGCCUCGGGUCUUCUCUGGAUUGUGGCAGUUGUCCAGCCCCGCCUGGGGCAUCGCACCCCGCUCGAAGAUCAUGCAGCAAUUCUCCAAGCAUGUGGAGGGCGGACUAACGGCGUUUGAUAUGGCCGAUCAUUACGGUGAUGCCGAGAUUCUCUUUGGUCAAUACCGGUCUGCAAGUAACUACUCCGACUCACUCUUCGCCGCAACUAAAUACUGCGUCUUCCACCCUAUGAAUGUUACGUACGAGGCUAUCCAUGCCAAGGUAGACGAGCGUUGCCAGAGACUACGUACUGAUAAGAUCGAUCUAUUGCAAUUUCACUGGCAAUUCUACAAUGACCCCCAAUACAUCGAUGCAUUAAAAUACCUGCAACAAGACAGCCGAAUCAAACAUCUCGGUCUCUGCAACUUCGACACAGAGCAUAUGGAAAAGGCCAUCCAGAGUGGAGUCAAGGUCCACACUAACCAAGUCCAGUUCUCUCUCAUCGAUUCAAGACCCACAGUCAAGAUGGUAGACUUCUGCGACAAGAACAACAUCAAGCUCCUCACAUACGGCACCCUCCUGGGCGGCCUCCUAGCCGAGAAAUGGGUUGGAAAGGAAGCACCAGACCUCUACGCCGAAAUAAUGACACCAAGUCUCCGCAAGUACUUCGCAAUGAUCCAAAACUGGGGCGGCUGGCCCCUCUUCCAAGACCUCCUCCAAACCCUCCAACAAAUAGGACAGAAACACAACGUGUCCGUGUCAAAUGUCGCAACGAGAUGGGUAUUGGACUUCCCCUGCGUCGGCGCCGUAAUCGUCGGCGCGAGAAUGGGUGUUAGCGAGCAAUCACAGGAAAACCUCGCUAGUCUGGGCUGGAGGCUUGAUGGUGAGGAUCAGGGGGCUAUUCAGGCUAUUUUGGAUCGGAGUUCCCGUGAGGAGAUGUUUACUAGUCUUGGGGAUUGCGGGGGUGAAUAUCGGUGA